AUGGCUCGCGGAUAUGAUCCGAGGUCGAGAGCCGAGGCGAAUGAGAAUCCCCGCAAUAGGUACUUUAGAGACAGUUUGGACGGUGGUGAUCCCGACUAUGUCGACGAAGAGCCGCAUGAUCCCUUUCUUUCGGGCUACGAUACAACGGCUCUGAACCUCAUGGAGCCCCUGGGGGAAGGUGAGCUCUCAGAUGAUGAGCAGGAAGAAGAGGAGUGGGACGAGCACACGUUCCGCGACGAGCAGGAAGAAAACCCAUUCAGUGACGAGGAAGAAGAGGAGUGGGACGAAGACGCGUUCCAUGACGCACCGCCCCCCGAAGUGGCUGAUCGUCUUCACGAUGUAACGAUACCCCGAACAAUCCUCAAAAAACCAUUUGUCCGGGUCCUGUUAGAUCACCCUCCGCUCUUUGAUCUGAUCCAUUACCAUGUGAGCGAUCGUGGCGUUGAUUAUUAUUUUAGCAAACGUGCUCACGAUAGGGACCAUGCCGUCUCCGAAGUCCCGUCUUCCUCUCAAGGGUCGCCGUCCCGAGACAAAUUGGUCAGGGUUGCAUCUCCCAGCAACUCAGCAGGGUCUCAUAAGAAAGGUAAGCUCCGAGAACAUUGCUCGCAGUAUUACGACCUAUUGCCGGAUGAACUCUCUCCAAUGGUACCAUCGGCACAGGAUCUCGACUUUCCGGAUUUUGACGACGGAUUCCCACCCGACGCGCACAUUCGUGCUGACGGACCUCCCAGGCCAAUUGAGGUGGAUUUCAACGACAUCGAAUGGGAUCGGGGUGCGACCAGUCCAGCUGAAUCCCCUACGCAAUCGCCCAGGACCGUCUUGCCUAAGCGUCAUCGUAAGUAA
Durotheca rogersii is the source of this 843-nucleotide messenger RNA. RefSeq lists its product as uncharacterized. NCBI's taxonomy places the organism in Eukaryota, Fungi, Ascomycota, Sordariomycetes, Xylariales, Xylariaceae. The coding region runs from base 1 to 843 and encodes 280 amino acids. The record is from RefSeq and is a predicted model, not a curated record. The transcript has 2 exons.